AGAAGAAGAACGUUUAUUUUGAAAAUAACCAACCGGAAAAGGUGUUGAGGCAGAUUGUUGCUGUAUCUACGUCACAGCUCGAGCAGUCUACGGCGCCUUCAGACGCCUCAGAGCCCCAACGGCUGAUCACAAAGCUACUUCACAGUCACGGUAUCUGUGGAAGCUGCAACCUUGUGUGUGUGUGUGUGAGUGGGUGCGUGUAGCGCCGUUCUGCAGUGUGUGUGAUGUCUUCAGAGCUGCUGGUAGAUUUGGGUGAAGACCCCACGACUGCACAGUUAGGACAACUGAAGCUGGCCACGAUAGAGGACCAGCAGUGGCCCGCUGAUGAGUCCACUCUCAGCAAGUCAGAGACAGAUAUCUCCCAGCGCUUUGACGCUGGCUCUCCCCACCUGCCAUGGGACCAUCCCUACUAUGACAUCGCCAGGCAUCAGAUCAUUGAAGUGGCAGGUGAUGAUAACUUUGGCAGGAAGGUGAUAGUGUUUAAUGCAUGCAGGAUGCCUCCUCAGCACCAGCUGGACCAUCACAAGCUGCUGAUGUAUCUUAAAGGAACACUGGAUCAGUAUGUUGAAAGUGACUACACUCUGAUCUAUUUCCAUCACGGGCUGACCAGUGAAAACAAACCCUCUCUCGGCUGGCUACGAGACGCAUACAGGGAGUUUGACAGAAAGUAUAAGAAGAACAUCAAAGCUCUGUAUAUCGUCCAUCCCACCAUGUUCAUCAAGACGCUACUGAUCCUCUUCAAACCACUCAUCAGUUUCAAGUUUGGCAGGAAGAUCAACUAUGUGAGCUAUCUGAGUGAGCUGGAGGAUGUGCUGAAGUGUGAGCAGCUGGUCAUUCCUGCCCGUGUCAAAGAGUACGACAACAAGCUGAGAGCGUCUCUGAAACCGUCCGCCCAGCCUCCCAUGUCUCCUCCUCACAGCCCUCCCCUCCCCAACCAGGUGUUCGGGGUGCCACUUGUAUUGCUCAGACAGAGGAAUCCAGAUGAUGACCUAGUCCCUGUGGUGAUGAGAGACACCAUUAGCUUCCUUUCAGAGCAAGGUUUGGAGAUUGAAGGCAUCUUCAGACGAUCUGCCAACGUGACUCUGGUGAAGGAGGUCCAGCUCAGAUACAAUUCGGGUGAGACGGUGAAUUUCAGAGAGAUAGAAGACGUCCACUUGGCUGCUGUGAUUCUGAAGACAUUCCUGAGGGAACUACCGGAGCCUCUGCUGACCUUCCAGCUCUACAACGACAUUGUCAACUUCACCUCUGUAUCCAGUGACAGCCAAGGGGAAAUUAUGAAGGCACUGGUAGAGUCGCUGCCAGAAGAAAACUAUGCAUCACUGCGAUACCUCGUCACAUUCCUGGCACAGGUAUCAGCCAACAGUGAAGUGAAUAAGAUGACCAACAGUAACCUGGCUGUGGUGUUUGGUCCUAAUCUGCUCUGGGGGCGGGACAACGCCAUGUCACUCAGCGCCAUCGGGCCAAUCAACAACUUCACCAGAGCCCUGCUGGACCAGCAGCAUCUGGUCUUUACCUAAACCCUACCCCUUCAUCCUGCAGUCUCUCUUCCAGUAAGAAGCACCAUUUCCCAUCUCAUUUUGUCCCCCACCAGUCCUUACAUUGUGAUUGGCCCAUUAGCAGUGUGUUGUUGGACUGCUGCUAGCUUCUAGCCCGCAUUUCCAAACCAGGCAUGUGGGUGGAAAUGGUACAUACAUUAGACUGCAGCCACAUAACCCUCAAUAAACAAUAGCACAAAAUUCUACAGCUAAUACGUUGUUGACUAACCAUCCACUCACACUGGGUCACUUUGACUAUGUUGGUUCCAGUGUGAAUGCAUGGUUAGUCUCACACAACCACUGGCUGCAGUUCGGUCACAUAGUACAUUUCUGACUCUUCCGCCACCCCAUUACACCCAACCAACCUUUCAAAACUUCCAGUCCUAAGUGCAUGUGUUUAUACCUGUCUCAGGCUGUCAUCCUUUAUCUCUGUAGGGAGAUUAAUAGCAGUUAGACGUGCCCAGUCAUGCUCUGUAUUCCUGUGCUGUGCUGUUGUCAGUCUGUCUCUCUGCUGUUUUCUAUGUAGUGCCAAAAAACUGCAUAAUCAACGAUAACACAGUGCAGUUAUCAAACGUCCCCUCUAGGAUUAUGAUCCCAAACUUAAAGAGAGGAGAGAUGAAGAGAAUGGAGGUGUGAACGUCUCAGGUUAAAUUACAAAUGGUGAACUUGGUACCAAAUGUUGUGGACAAUCUUUGAAAUGCUGUAACUAUAGUAACCAGGAGAAACCGAGCUGUGUGAUUCCACCAGCAGGUCAUUAAUUGUUAGAACCCAAACACAGCUGUGCAUGUGGAUGAAAUGAGUGCUGGACCUGGACCUGGACCUGGACCUGGACUGAUUUCAGACUGAGGAGCUCUGUAAUAUACUGUACUAUAUCCUAAUAGUGACUGAUAUUUAUGAUUCUUUAUGGCUCUCUCAUUACUAAAGGCCUAUUUGACCUUAACAUUGUAUUAAUAAUAUAAUCUCUGUAUUUCCACACUUUUUCCCAUCACAUUAUAAUUGUCUUAAGCACUUUUUUACACCAUUUUUUUUUUAAUGGUAUGGGAUAAUAAUAUUUAGUAAUACAAAAACAGAAGUACUAAGACACAAGCCGUUCAGCACGUCAUUACCAGGAGUUUUUAAAUAGUGUGCAGGGCUUUUAUUUACCUUAAUGGCAGAGAGAACCAGGUCUUUAUUUUGAAUUUAAUGCAACACUUCCUCCAUGUUUUCCUGCAGGUCUUUUAAUCUGUCACAAUUACUGGUAAAGAAAACUUGGACUUGUGUUAUGAAAUAGUGUGCAGCUAAUCAACUCUUCAUUUUCCUGCCAACAGAUACACGUUUAAUCAAUGUUUGAGCAGGAGAGGAAUGUGUUUGUCAGUGCAGAGCAACACACAAACAAGUAAUGACUUGUUCAGGACGUGAAACAAAGUUUAAGACUUUGACUUGACUUCGGACUUGUCAGUUUCGACUUAACUAAAACCUCAAAGUCAAGACUUGGGACUAUUUGCUGCACAAGUGUGUGUAAAUGUAGCUUACGGUAGUGGUUCCUAACUCUCCAGCUGGGACCCUGCACGGUGUCUAACCAUCACUGCUAUCCAAAAUUGUGUUUAUUGUUUCAGGCUUAUCUCAAAUCUCAGAUAAACCACCUUUGAUGAGGGUUCAUCUGGUUAUUUUAAGGGGCCAAAAGGGGUUGGGAACUAGUGGCUUAUGGUACAGUCGUGAUACACAGGACAGCUGUCUGAGCACCUAGUAGGCCAGUGCUGGUGGAAGGUCCGACCCAAUUUAGGUACAUCAUCAGUCCACACUAACAGCAGCCUAGGGUUUAAGUUUGGCUAAAAGAGUAGAGCUGUGUAAAUAGAAUCAGCUCAGUUUCCUGCAUUUUCCAACACGUCGGACUGUUCUUUUAUUAUAAUUAAUCUUGUAUUUCUGCAGUUAUCAUUGUCUGUACUCUGUGGUGCAUCCUCAAGCUUUAUUUUGGUCUUUCGUUCAGUUCCCAAAGCCUUAAUUUAAAGAACCUUUUUCUCAUUUUCUGCCAUCUGAUCUGUCUCGGCUCAUCUAAAGCAUUCUAUGAAAAAUGAAAAAAAAAAUACUUUGCAGCUCAGUGUG
Messenger RNA from Sebastes umbrosus (honeycomb rockfish), 3617 nucleotides. RefSeq names its product rho GTPase-activating protein 1-like. Gene Ontology annotation, biological process: negative regulation of endocytic recycling; small GTPase-mediated signal transduction. Lineage: Eukaryota; Metazoa; Chordata; Actinopteri; Perciformes; Sebastidae. The transcript is spliced from 13 exons. Gene Ontology annotation, cellular component: cytoplasm. Gene Ontology annotation, molecular function: GTPase activator activity. The record is from RefSeq and is a predicted model, not a curated record. The coding region runs from base 225 to 1517 and encodes 430 amino acids.